Arctia plantaginis is the source of this 729-nucleotide messenger RNA. The record is from the annotation of a GenBank genome assembly. NCBI's taxonomy places the organism in Eukaryota, Metazoa, Arthropoda, Insecta, Lepidoptera, Erebidae.
AUGAAGACCUUCAUAGCAUUAAUAGUGUGUGUGGCGGCAGUUACCUGCAAACCUACGAAUUCUGAUGAUGAUGUCAUCGGUUCAGUUGUCGGAGUCGUCAAGAGUUGUGCAGAGGAAGAUGUCUGGAUGUGUCUCAAGGAAAAAUCUCUCCGAUUUGUCGAGAACGCUGCUUCAGCUCGGGAAUUGAAAUUGGCCGACGGUCUCACCCUAUACAAUGUUGGAAGCACACGUUCUGCGAGGUCCUAUGAACCCCUUCCCGAAGAUCCUCAAGCUAGGGAGAACCAGGUGGAAUCCAGACUAGUAGAUGCUGCUGCUGAUUUUAUGGAAAACCAUGUUAUCCAGCUUCGCAUGCCCAAAAACACUGUUGAGGAUAUGAAGAGGUCCCUCGAGGAAGGCCGUGGCAAGAAGAAGAAGCUGAAGCAGCUGUUGCCCAUCCUUGCUCUUCUCCAGCUCAAGAUCCAAUCGCUCAUCCCUCUGUUCCUCGGUAUCAUCGCCUUCGCUGCCAUCAAGGGUCUAAUGCUCGCUAAGGCUGCCCUCGUUGCUUCGGCGUUGGUCCUCCUCAAGAAACUUCUCUCCAAGGGCGAACACCAUGAGAGCUACGAAGUUGUUGCUCACCCACACCAUGAAGAGCACUUCAGCCAUGGCGGCGGUGGUGGUGGUGGCCACGGCGGUUGGGGCAGAUCCGCAUCGGAUGCUCAAAACUUGGCCUACAAUGCCUACGCCAACUAA